This is a messenger RNA of Pelagomonas calceolata, 757 nucleotides long. The record is from the annotation of a GenBank genome assembly. Lineage: Eukaryota; Pelagophyceae; Pelagomonadales; Pelagomonadaceae.
AUGCGAUUUGACAUCGCGACGAACGCGAUGCCGAAGUUCAAGGCCAAGGCCGAGGCGGCCGAGCACGACCCGGUCGACUGGGGGGUCGGGGCGCGAGCGAAGCACAAAGGGGAGGGUCGCGAGGCCAUCUACUUCUCGCCCGGCGGUCGCCUCUACGCGACGAUGCCCGCCGCCCUGAGGCGCAUGGACGAGGGCCCGAGGCUGCCCACGCGUUCGGAGCAGAUCAAGGCCGCCGGCGGCAUCAAGGCUCGGCUGGCGUUGUGCCUCUCGCGAGCGACGCUCCUGGCGCCGGACGAGGUCGCCUACCGGCGUCCGACGCCAUCGACGCGACUCACGCCAUCGACGCGACUCACGACUCACGCAGGCGAGUGCCAUCCAGCUCCUGCGCGACCGCUUCGCCGCCUACCCCGAGGUGCGGUCGUUCCUGGCGGCCUACGACGAGCCGCACCGCACGGUCCAAGACAAGGUCGCGGCCCUCCUGACGCCGACGCGGCACCACGUCAUCUCGCGCGCGCAGCAUGCUCGCGUCUGUUACGAUGGUGGGCUCGCCGCGCUCGGCUUCGGCGUGCUCAAGGCGCGACCCGCCGCGGGCAACGGCGCACCCAUCGUGGACGACGACGGCAACCAGCUCUACAUCGGUGGACGCGUGGCGUCCGUCCGUCGCACCGAUGAUUCGUAUGAGGGAGCCGUGUCGCCGCCGCGCCGAUUAUUCGUCGACGUGGCGGAGAAGCGCCGCAAACGAGCUCGGCCCACCUGA